Acanthoscelides obtectus is the source of this 3591-nucleotide messenger RNA. NCBI's taxonomy places the organism in Eukaryota, Metazoa, Arthropoda, Insecta, Coleoptera, Chrysomelidae. The record is from the annotation of a GenBank genome assembly.
GGCCUUCUAAAUGCGAAAGGAUUUGUUUCACAGGCCUCCUUGGAUCUUUCAAUCUUCAUUUCGUAUCGGGAGAUCGAAGUUGUGAUAGACUGUGAUUGUGCGCGGACCGGGUUUCGAACUUUGCUUUUCACUGUGAUAUGGUGCGAUAUUUCGGACGUAUUGGUGGGUUUUGAGACUUGCCCAGGAUGCCCCGCCUAUCAUCCCUAACCGCCUCCCAUCCUCAACAUCCCCCACCCCUCCAGCCUUACACUCCUCCUCGAUCCCCUUGCAGCCCUUUGGGCGGCACCGGUGCCACCUCCUCCUCUCGAAGUGUGAGCCCCACCUCGCCACGGUCACCAACACCGUCGUCUAGGCACAGCGCGUUUUCGUUGGUCUACCCGAAGGAGUUCCAGAAGGGAGACAAGACGGCCUAUUUUGCUGUCAACAAUAUGAGCGCGAUAAUGUACGCGAAUUCCCUUUCCCCUCUCGUGUCUACCCCUUACGCGCCCUACAUGUGGCAUCCUAUUCCCGGUUUGUUCCUUCCUUAUUCCCCCGCCCACAGGCCCGAUUCCCUAAGUCCCGAUCGCUCCUCAACGACGCUGGACCAUGCGGGACUCAGCCCGGAUACGAAGUCCAAGAUCACCGACGACGAUGCGCCGUUGAAUCUCUCCCUGAAGGGCAGAUCUCGAACGCACAGCAUUUGGUCGCCGGGCAGCCUGUGCGAGCAAGAGACGAAGUCCUCUUCCUCGCUGAAGGGCGACGCUGCGAUCAGCACGACUGUGAUCAGCCCCGUGAAGGGCCUGGACGGCAGGUGGAAGUGGGAGCACGAAAGGGAGUUGCAGAAUAGGAUCGCGACGGUCGGUCCCACGGGCGAGAAGCAGUUCACGUGCCAACAGUGCGGCAAAUCGUUCAAAAGAUCGUCGACGUUAUCAACUCAUCUGCUGAUCCAUUCUGAUACUCGGCCUUAUCCUUGUCAGUAUUGCGGGAAGAGGUUUCACCAAAAGUCGGAUAUGAAAAAGCACACCUACAUUCAUACGGGAGAGAAGCCCCACAAAUGCGUGGUCUGCUCAAAAGCCUUCAGCCAAUCGUCGAACUUGAUCACGCAUAUGCGCAAACACACUGGAUACAAGCCCUUUUCGUGCGGCUUGUGCGAGAAGGCCUUCCAACGAAAAGUGGACUUACGCAGGCACCGCGAGUCGCAACAUCCGUCAGCACCCGAAGGACUGCUCUCGUUGACCUCACAGCCCUUCCUUCGACCAGAUGACAUCAAACACGAGGUCACUAGUAGCAGUAGCAGCUAGGAGUGAGGUUCCAGCAACCAUACGCACCAAACGAACUGCUCUCAACGACCUUACAUCGACCGAAUGACCUCAAUCAAGAGGUCGACAAUAGCUAAAACAGCUACGAAUGAGGUCACAGCAUACAUAUACACCAACAGGACUACUCUUGUUGACCUCACAGCAAUUCAAUCGACCAGACGACCUUAAACAUGAGGUCAGUAGUAGCUAGGAGUGAGACCGCAAUAACCAUCUGCCCCAAAAGAGCUGCUCGCGAUGAUCUUACAUCAAUCGAAUGACCUCAAUCAUGAGGUUAACAGUAGCUAAAAUAGCUAGGAAGCAAGUCACAGCGCACGUAUGCACCAAAAGGACUGUUGUUGACCUCACAGCUCUUCCUUCGACCAAAUGACCUCAAACAUGAGUUCAAUAGUAGGUAGGUGUGAGAUCCCAGUAACCAUCUGCACCAAAAAAAUUGCUCUCAAUGACCUCACAGACCUUGCAUCAACCAGAUGACCUCAUGAGAUCAACAGUAGCUAAAAUAGCUAGGAAUGAAGUCACAAUAUAGACAUGCAGUAGCAGUAGUGGCUAGGAUUCAGGUCUGUACAACACAUGGUGGCGGGAGGGUGUUGAAUUUGACUUCAUAUCUCUUCAGUCGCCUAAAUGACCUCAUACAUGAGGUCACAGCAUAGUUAGGAGUGAGGUCCUAGUAUCUUUAUGCACCAAAAAAGUCCUAUCCUUGACCUCGCAGAUCAUAAAUCGACCAAAUGACUUCAAUAUUGAGGUCAUUAAUAGCAAUAAUUGCUUACGAGUAUUCCACCCUCCUAUUGACCUCUAUCGUCAGGUCGUUGGUAGCGGCAAUACCUAAGUAUCCAUAUAGACCAAAAGGACUAUUCUCAUUGACCUUUCGAGCGUUCCAUCCACCUGUUGACCAUUAUCAUGAGGUCAUUAGUAGCAACAGCACCCAAGUAGGGUCCGAGCAUCCAUAGACAUUAAAAGGACCAUUCUCACGGACCUCACAGGCCUUUCGUUGACCUGAUGACCUUAAGCGUGAGGUCACAAGUAGCAGUAUUAGCUUGAAUUGAGGUACAGGCGUGCAUUGGCUGCGAAAGCACCACUGCCAUUGACAUCACAUGCCUUCGAUUGAUGUGAUGACCUCAAAUAUGACGUCGCUAGUAGCAGAAGCAUCUGGGAGGAAGAGCUCAAUAACGCCUUGACCUUAGAGGCACAUCAACGACUAAAUAACCUCACUUAAGACGUCACAAGUAGCAGCAACAGCUAGCAAUGAGGUCCAUUCGGAUGUUAAUCCAUUGCAACAAAAGGACUACUGUCCUUGACCUCGCGGGUCUUGCAUCGGUACCAAGUUACCUCUAGCAUGAGGUCAGCUAGGGUUGAGGUCACAAUAUCAAAUGACGCAAGAGAGGUUCAGCCUGUGGUAGUUGCGAUCUAUCUGAAGCAUAAGUUUAGAUACAAACCGUAAAGGUUUGAAAUAAGAUCUCAAAAAUCGCAAUUUUGAAAAAUGCUAUAAAUCCCGAAAAGUGCCAUUAUGAAACCCGUGUCUUUUUGGGUGCCAUGUGAAACGUAUUGACAUUCUUUGUAAUCGAAUCCGUCCAAAAUUUACCAAAGCAAGUUUACGCUUAUACAAAUGUCAAAAUUGGUAUCGAUAACUGAAAGAUCUAGGUACUUUUGUAAAUAAUUUUUUGGUACCCUUUGAAUAUUGUAAAUUGUAAAAAUUAGAUCAAAACGUAGAGUUGAAGUUUUUUGAGAAUCGAGAAUCAGUUAAUCAAUGAACUGAAAAUGUUGCCACCGUUCUUGAAACGUCCUGUAUACACACCAAGGAAUUCAAUAAUGGUUGUGUAUUUUUUCUAUCGAUAUGAAAUAUUUUUUGACGCAGGAUUCUCGAAAUUCAAAAAUUGCUCUAACUCUUUUUGUAAAAUUUAUUUUUGGGACGCAUGACCAGUCUAGUCUAAGAAUAUUCUUGAAAACGUACGUGUUACCAUCCAACUACAAAAGUGCAAGUACUUAAAAAACAUUCACAUAUUUCGAAAAAUCCUUCGGAUGUUUCUGUUUGUACAAAAUUUUGUAAAAAAAAUCCACUGUUCCAUAUAUUGCACUUUGUACUCAGUUUUACUGGCGAAUUUUUGAAAAUGCUUUUCGAAAGUUCUCAGUAAAACUUCAUACAGCUGAAGAAACCAAAGAAUAUUUUGUAUUAUAACCUUUUUUCUAAAUGUUAAGUAUACUUGUAAAUAUACCUUUCAUCGUAUUGUAAUAUUUGGGUGCCUUGUUUGUUAUUCCAGUAAAUCAAAAUGUUGACUAUUUGUAUUUAGUUAGGGUGUUG